Dioszegia hungarica is the source of this 1485-nucleotide messenger RNA. RefSeq lists its product as uncharacterized. NCBI's taxonomy places the organism in Eukaryota, Fungi, Basidiomycota, Tremellomycetes, Tremellales, Bulleribasidiaceae. Bases 1 to 1485 code for a protein of 494 amino acids. The record is from RefSeq and is a predicted model, not a curated record. The transcript is spliced from 6 exons.
AUGGUCAGCGUGGAUUGGAUUGCGAGAUGUGCGGAGGCCGGAAGACUAUUGGGAGAGGAAGAUGGCUGGGCAGGGUGUAGAAAGGGAGGUGCUCCUGUCACGUUAGCCCAGGUCGAGCGGACGACAUCCACCCCUCAGCCCUCGAACAUCAAUCCAGCAAGCGAACAGACUGCUCCUACGGCUCCUCUCCAACCGGAACCUACUGCACGGACUCGUGCCAUUUUCUCGCCCUCGUCCUCGGACGUGGCUCCUCUUUCACUUUCCCCGAGUGGGGAUCUCGGCCUAUCGGCGUCACUCCAAUCUGCCAGAGAAGCGCGCCUGCGACGGUCAGAGGAGACCAGACUCUUGGUAUUGAGGAUAUUCAAGCGGGAUUUUGAUCUGCCAGGGAUCUCGGGUGGGACGGUCGGGGCAGCUGUGGCGAAAGAGACGGGCCUCCUGCCGCAAAGCAUCGGAGUCUGGUACUUGAAGUGGAAGAAGCGGGAUGAGAGCUACAAGAAUGUUCCAGAGGAGUUCCAGCCGAGCAGGAAGAAGAAGGGCGGAGGUGUGAAGGGGCACACUCCACCACGAGCAUCGUAUCAAAGCGUCACACGGGUAGCCGUCCCCGCUAAGCGCAAGGCCCCUAUGCUGGAGAAGGACACCACUCGCCAGAAGAAGACGCCCGAGGAGCUACAUGAGCUCAUGCGCCGAGCUCAUCCCCUUGCUCUCAAGGAUGACGCAGGCGCAGAGGAUGCGCUCCGCUGGCUUCACAAGGAGUGUGCUGAAUACAGCAAACAAUCUUGGCCUAAGAUGUAUCGAGAGUGGCGUCGUGGAGAAGGUCGCUUUGCCCAGCUCGAUUUUGAUACCUACCAUACCAAGCACUCGGCCAUUUUCGACCCACUUUUACCUCGUAUCCGACAGGGCGAAUCCGUCGACCGGCUGGCCGCUGAACUCUCAAAAGGCAUGUCGACUGCUGUCUGGACAACCCGACUGACCGACUGGCUACGUACCCUCCCGCCGAAUGUCCCACUUCCCCAACAAGACCUGUCGAAGCAAGAGGCAAACAAGAGAAGGCUGGCAAUGGCAAAGCUGUUCAAGCAGGGUUACGACGUACCUAAUCUCAAGCUGGCGAAUGUCGGAGAGGAGCUGGCGCAAACAUGCGAGUACGGCGCUACGACCGUCUCUUCCUAUUAUAGUCUCUGGCGGGCUCGACAUCCACGAUUCGCCUUCCUUGAUGAACAGUUCCAACCCACACUGGCCGUCUACCCCCCUCCAGCGCCGGCACGCCAACCGGCUGCACUCUCUUCCCGGGAGGCGCCCAGCGCCAUGUCGACUGGUCAGGCUUCGAGGAAACGACGAAAGACAACGGGCGUCGCGCAGCUAUCGGGCGGAGACAGGCAUGAGGUCGUGCGAUCUACGUUGUUGGGGAUGGAAGAGGAGGAGGAGGAUGUUUCGGAGAAGUGCCUCAGCUCGGACGGGAGCGCGUAUGGGAGUGUUUACGAGUGCUAG